This is a messenger RNA of Dama dama (fallow deer), 1932 nucleotides long. RefSeq names its product PNMA family member 8B (gene PNMA8B). Lineage: Eukaryota; Metazoa; Chordata; Mammalia; Artiodactyla; Cervidae. The record is from RefSeq and is a predicted model, not a curated record.
AUGGUGACGCGGCCCAGCUGGGAGCAGGGCAAGCCUGUGUGCGCAGGCGCAGGGCCGAGCAGCUGCCUCCCCGCAGAACUGCAGACUGAGCGAAGGGCGCACGGCCAGACGUGGCCGCGGCUGGGCGACGGGGACGCGCCUUUCCCAGCCGCUCUAGGCCCUGCGGCGCUGUUCCAGGGUGGCAUUUGCCUAGGGCCCCGCAGCCCAUGUGCGCCUCGGGCUCCCUCCUGCCCCGCGAUCAGCGCCAGAGGCGGCACCGUGGCCACGGGCCCUCCGGGGGGACUGAUGCAGGGGGCUGGCCCUGGACGUACACGGGGCCUCCCAGAGAACGUGGAGCCGGCGGCCAUCCAAGCCGUCCUGCAGCCGGUCUUCCUGCCCCAGGGCACGUUCGGGCUGAGGAGCGCCAGGGCCAUGAGGGUCGAGAAGGCCAAGGCCACCGUGAUGGAGUUUGUGGAGAAAAUUAAUCAUGGCGCCAUCCCCAGGCAUCCGGGCAGGGAUGGCGUCUGGAGGGUUCUGUGCAAGGAAAGCGCAUGGGACACGAGGGUCCUGAGGCAGAUGAGACGGUGGCUGCUAUAUGAACUUCUCCCUCCCCGCGAGGCGGCAGUGGCCAGGGUCUCCGGAGACAGGUCCACCCCUCCCGCUUUGGAGACCCAGGCCCGCGGAUAGGAGCCGGCGGUCAGGCAGGCUGACCUCGCUCCUGGUGCAGCCAAAGAUGCUAGAACAUCCGGUCAUCGAGAUCGCUGAAACGGAACCAGAGGCAGCAGAUGGACCCAGAAGGGCAAGAAGAGGGACUGUGGAGGGCGGCCAUCCACAGCGGGGAAGCGGGAGUCCGAAGACUCUUCUGAGGAGAGCCUGGGGCUCGUGAUCCAGGAGAUGGACCGGGAGGGCCUAAGCGGGGAUGAGGGUCAUAGCAUGCUGCAGGCCGCUGAGGAGGAGGAGGGGUCGACUGAUCGGCCAUACUGGAGACACGUCGUGGGAGACACGUCGGAUGAGGAGACCACGGACAAGGACGCCUCCCAAAGCGAGUCCCAGGAAAACGGGGAUCAAGAAAAUCCUGAGUUUGUGGCCAUUGUGGCUUACACAGACCCCUCUGCCCAGGACGAGGUGUUGAAAAUCGCUUCAGUGAUGGAGUCCUGGGCUGAAGGACAAGGAAGACAAGAGACCCUGCUCCAGGUCCUGUCUGUCAUGGCCGAGGACACCUCGAACCACGUGAAGGUGCAGGAGGCAGGCCGCCAGGUGGCCACCGAGGUCCUGAGGAAGGCCAACGACAGCACCUGCUGGAAUGAGUGCGUCUCCACCAAGACUGAGCCCCAGACCCCCCCCCCAAAGGGGAAGAAGGCUCCCCGAGGCCCCCUGGGGAGCUGGGGGGAUGAGGAGGAAGAUGGGGGAGGGCUCCUGGAGCUCGCGGCGCUCCCGGAGACCUAGGACGUGGCUGAGGUGAUGAGGGGAAAAAAGGAAAAGGUCUGGGAGGGCGGGAGGUUGAUAUUCUCCAAAGGCCACCUGGGGGAGGCCUUGGCGCUGCAGGCCGCCCGCGGGAACCGGUAGUCGGAGGAGGCUUAGGACACAGGCUCGGAGGAGGCUUUGGAGGGCGCGGAGAGCGAGGAGUCCGAGUCCGAGGACCCGGCGGCCAGGAAGCCCCUGGCCAAGCGGGCCCGCACGGCCUGCAGGGCCCUGGGUCGAGCAGGCGGCGUCAGCUCCCGCCCCGUCAGGGACCCGCAAAGCCCGAGAGGAGGGGAGCGGCGGCCGAGGCUGGAGGGGCGCCGUCCCGAGACGAAAACCCAGGAGGAAGCGGCGGGAAGCAAGAGCAGGAAGGAGCGCGCGGGAGCCGGGACGCAGGCCGAGGCCGCCAGGGCUCAGCCGCCCGCGGGCUCCAAGUCGGCGCGUGGGAAGAAGACGGGUUGGGGCAGGAGGCUGCACCCCAUGUGCAGCUAG